Sabethes cyaneus is the source of this 1676-nucleotide messenger RNA. RefSeq names its product RING-type E3 ubiquitin-protein ligase PPIL2. Gene Ontology annotation, biological process: protein polyubiquitination; protein peptidyl-prolyl isomerization; protein folding. NCBI's taxonomy places the organism in Eukaryota, Metazoa, Arthropoda, Insecta, Diptera, Culicidae. Gene Ontology annotation, molecular function: peptidyl-prolyl cis-trans isomerase activity; ubiquitin-ubiquitin ligase activity. Bases 105 to 1676 code for a protein of 523 amino acids. The record is from RefSeq and is a predicted model, not a curated record. The transcript is spliced from 3 exons. Gene Ontology annotation, cellular component: catalytic step 2 spliceosome.
GUUUCGAGAGUGUUUUUCAAUUGAAGUUAAAAGAAUCUUUUUAAUCCGUUCUUGGGUUUUUGUACACAACUUUUGGACCCGGAGAGAAACAUACAUCUGGAGCAAUGGGUAAAAAGCAGCAUCAGAAGGAUAAAAUGUACCUGACUUACACGGAGUGGUCGGAAUUCUAUGGUGGCCACAAACCGGACUCUAUUGAAAACGAACAGAUCAAAUUUAAGCGGCUUCCGUUUGACCACUGCUGUUUGUCAAUGGUUCCCUACGAACAUCCGUACUGUGACAAGGACGGAAAUAUUUUCGAGCUCGCUGCUAUAGUUGAUUUUAUCAAACAUUUCAAGGUAAAUCCGGUGACUGGAGCACCAUUGGAUGGCAAAUCAUUGACGAAGCUUAACUUUACUAAAAAUCAUGAAGGGAAUUACCACUGUCCAACCCUAUUCAAGCCGUUUACCAAAAAUUCUCACAUUGUUGCUAAUGCAAAGACUGGCAAUGUAUUCUCUUUCGAAGCCAUUGAACAGCUUAAUGUAAAGGCCAAAAACUGGAAGGAUUUGCUGGAUGACACACCUUUUACUAGAAAGGAUCUGAUUACGAUUCAGGACCCGAGCAAUUUGGAAAAAUUUAACAUUACUAAUUUUCAUCAUAUAAAGAAAAAUUUACGAGUUUUAUCAGAAGAAGAACUAGCAGAGAGAAAAGAUCCACAGGGCAGAUUAAAAACAGUUUCUAUGGAAACUCGAGAUAUUUUAACACAACUCGAAAAAGAUUAUAAGCCACCAACAGAGAAAUCAGAAGAGCAUAAAGUAGCUGACAAGUUCAAUGCUGCUCAUUACUCAACUGGAGCCGUAGCAGCUGCUUUUACUUCUACAUCAAUGGUUCCAGUAAUGAAUCAUGAAGCGGCUAUUAUUGAAGAGGACGUUAUUCGAUAUGAGCGUGUAAAGAAGAAAGGCUAUGUUAGAUUGUUGACCAACUUUGGGGCAUUGAAUUUAGAGCUAUACUGUGAUCAAGUCCCGAAGACUUGUGAAAACUUUCUAAAGCACUGUCAAAACGGAUACUACAACGGAUGCAUAUUUCAUCGAUCAAUUCGUAAUUUUAUGAUUCAAGGGGGAGAUCCAACUGGCAUUGGUAAUGGCGGAACCUCCAUAUGGGGUACAAAAUUUUCCGACGAAAUUAAACCAAAUUUAACGCACUCUGGCAGAGGAAUACUGUCAAUGGCAAAUUCUGGCCCGAAUACAAACGGGUCACAGUUCUUCAUAACUUAUCGUUCUUGUCGUCACCUGGACAGUAAACACACGGUGUUUGGUAAACUUGUUGGUGGCCUAGAAGUUUUAACUGAAAUGGAGCGAAUAGAGGUCGACAAUCGGGAUCGUCCGAUUGAAAAUAUUUUCAUACAACGAGCGCAGGUUUUUGUGGAUCCAUUUCAGGAAGCAGAUGAACAAUUAGCUAAUUCACGAGCUGAAGAAUUGGAGCGUAUCCAACGGGAAGCUGAAGAAAAACAAUCUAAGAUGGCUAAAACGCAGCCUUUAAAAGUGUACCGUUCUGGGGUGGGUAAAUAUUUAGAUAAGGAGAUCACAAAGAGAGCUGCGGAACCAGAGACAUCGUCUAAUGAAACAAACCUGGCAGCUCUGGAGAAAAAACGAAAAAAAGAACAGAAAGUUAAACAACUAGGUAAUUUUAGUUCUUGGUAA